Alternaria atra is the source of this 921-nucleotide messenger RNA. RefSeq lists its product as uncharacterized. The record is from RefSeq and is a predicted model, not a curated record. Gene Ontology annotation, cellular component: mitochondrion. NCBI's taxonomy places the organism in Eukaryota, Fungi, Ascomycota, Dothideomycetes, Pleosporales, Pleosporaceae. Bases 1 to 921 code for a protein of 306 amino acids. Gene Ontology annotation, biological process: mitochondrial respiratory chain complex III assembly. The transcript is spliced from 3 exons.
AUGUCGUCCAACUACACCUGCACAGCCUGCUCCAAGGCCCUACUCAGGUCCUCUUCUUCGCUCCUACAGCGAACGAAUAGAGCAUCUCUGCGCCAAGUGCAACGAACAAUUUCUACCACUUCACCGACCUCAUACCAUGCAUCGCAAGCCUUGUCAGCCGAUGUCAGGCCCGAAGCAAUCAAGAAGCCGCAUCCCGCUGUUGCGUCCGGUGUGACUGGACUCGCCCAGAAGCUGCGCGAAAAGGCACCAUUGAUGACCGAAACCUACGUCGCAUAUGGCGCAACACGAGACCUCAUCAAGGAAUGCACGAAGCCGGGCGAAUACAAAAUACCCCAAGCGCUGUUGAAGCGGGGCGAGAUACCAGUAGACGAGAAUGGCGUGCAUCUAGGCGAGGGCGAGGGCUGGUGGUAUGACACUCUCGGACUCAAGCCCACCUUCUCGAAUUGGGCUCAGAUCACUUUUAUCCACAUGUACAUGCUGCAAGUCCGCUUCCGCAUGUUCCCCCAAUCCCAUGCGCCCGUAUGGAUCCAGCACCUCACCAAUCAGGCCUUCUACGCUGCUGAGGACCGUCUCGUGAUAUGGCACAAGUUCAACGCCAACUCGCUGCGCCAGAAACACCUGAAGGACAUGUUCGCGCAGUGGCGUGCGGUACUCCUAUCGUAUGACGAGGGUCUCAUGAAGGGUGACGCUAUGCUUGCGGCGGCUAUCUGGAGGAAUCUGCUUGGUGCAAAAGAAGAUGUCGACUUCGAGAAGCUAGCACAGAUUGUAGGAUACAUGAGGAGAGAACUGAAGAGGCUGGACAACGCUACAGACGACGAGGUGGCAAAUGGGCAAUGGACUUUCAAGGGCAGCCCAGGAGACGAAGCCAACGUUGUCAAAGCGCCAAGCCGUAUGAUGGCGACUGAGACUACGAAAGCGUAA